This is a messenger RNA of Parascedosporium putredinis, 1047 nucleotides long. The record is from the annotation of a GenBank genome assembly. NCBI's taxonomy places the organism in Eukaryota, Fungi, Ascomycota, Sordariomycetes, Microascales, Microascaceae.
AUGUUCAUAGACUCUUUGCCAGGAAGUGGUAGAUCUGCUAUCUCCGCCGUAUCGUAUCGCAUCCCUGACGGCUCCUUGAGGUCUCGUCCCCGCCGCCCCUCGUCAUAUCGUCCGCGCCGUGCCAAGGUGGACCAGACUCCUUCCUCGCGCUAUCAACCGAUCGUCGUGAACGAACGCGCGAAACGACCGACCCUUCACCCUCUCGAACCCCCUUUCCACAAACGAGAACACGACCAACUCCGUCGCGAUGGCGUCCCCGCCAAAUUAUAUGUCGCACUCCCCCACCGCGACGUCCCCGCCGUACCAGAGCCCCUCGAUCCCCGGCCCAAGAAGCGCACAGCGGGUGAUAUGCCCAACACGCCAACCCUCAAGCACCAGCUUCCCCCAGAGUCAUUUGACGACGACGCCCGCUCCCAGCGCCGCUCUCCGUCGAAGAAGCGCGGCCGCAAGAAGAAGGAUGCUGCCGCUGCCGAUGCUGCCUCCUCUAAGGAGGCCACUCCGAGUCUUGUGGGCGGCAAGGGUGGUGCGGCGGCGGCGGCUGGCGAGGAUAAGGAGGAAGAAGUGGAUGAGGACGCCAACGACAUGCACCUGCAAGACUCAGUCACGUCCGAGGAGCAGCGUAAAGAGGAGACGCGCUUGAGGGCCCUGCUCUCCCAGGCCCUCGACAAGAACCAGUACGCCCGCUUCGAGGCAUGGCGUCUAACCAGAAUUCCAGAGGCUGGUGUCCGACGUAUCAUCAACGCCACCGUGUCCCAAUCCGUCCCCCAAAACGCCGUCCUCGUCACCAAGCUCAUCGCCAAGAUCUACAUUGGCGACAUCAUCGAAAUCGCCCGCCAGGUCCAGGAGGACGGCGACCUUCCUCCCCGCGCACCAUGCCCCGCGACGACUGGCGCUCCCCUCCGCCCCGAACACCUUCAGGAAGCCCUGCGCCGCUACAAGGCUGCCGGCGAGGGCGGCCAUGUCGGCCAGCUCGGCCUCUGGCAUAACCAGCAGAACACGGGCGCGGAGCGGUACUCUACGAGGAACUCGCGUAAGAUCUUCAAGUGA